AGGAAAAUCCGCACGACGAUGCCACACAGCAGUUCAGUUCAAUGCGAAAUUGUGAAUGAGCCAGACGGCGAAUAGCUUACGUGCCGAAGCGCCAAGACUCUUGUGUGCGGAAUAUCGCGAAGUAUUAUUCGUAAUAGGCACAAAUGAAAUGUGGAUGUGUUUUAUGUUGAACACUUAACUGGAGCCACAACCUUGGGCAAGCAAGCCGAAAGAAACGGCCAAGCGUAGUUGGCAAUUGACAAUUGGCAGCGGAAGGAUAGUGGCUAAAAGCUAAUUGACCGCAACAAGAUCAAGAUUUAUGCGCGCGUGCGAUUCGUGAAACGUGGCCAAAAAAUAAUAAAAAUAAAACGAAAAUAUCAAAAACGGUGUCAAAUCGAGUGUCGCUGUAAACAAGGUUAACAAUUAAUUGGCCAACUCGCGUGUGCAUCGCGCAGAGAAGAAUGUGCAGACAGCCGACAGACAGACUGUGAGCUGCAGCUCGUCAAAAGCCUCGAUAAGAAGAAGACAAACCGCGCGGCAACGAGUGAAAUUUUUGCUUGCCAAAAAAUUUACAAAACUCAAGUGCAAUUCACAAGUGGUUCGCGCAAAUUGGCGGCACUUGUUUCACACUUUGCAACUCAAGCCCAAUUGCAAUUGCAAGCCAAGCGCCAAACACACAUCGAAUUGCAAUUGCAAUUUGAAUUCAUGCCCCGGCAAAUAGUUGACAACAGCACUCUGUACGACAUGGCUCAUGCCUAAGCUGGGCCACACACACGCACACACACAAGCAAGAGGGAGCAUGUUGCAUCUGAGGCUUUUCGAUAGCUCGUUCUAUUAUACGCUGGCCUCCGUGUCGUCGGGCAUGCUGCCACCCCCUCAGGCGACCAAUGGCAGCCAGUUGACGCUGAAUGGCACAACAGUCGCGGCGCCCGGUGUGGAGGCUGCAGUUAAUCUGACAUAUUUUACACCUGCGAACUCACACGUGAUGCUGGCGCCGACGCCAACGACCGCCAGUGCCGCCCAGACGACAGCGGCGACAAUGGCAGCAGCAGCAACGACGGCAACAGCAACGACAACAGCAGCAACAGCAGCAACAACAUCGCCCGGCAGCGAUUUCCAGGCAGCAGCAGCAGCCGGCGACAACGCGACGACGCCAUAUGCGGGCGAAUUGGACAACUUGAAUUCGUUCUACUUUUACGAGACGGAACAAUUCGCUGUACUCUGGAUACUCUUCACCAUCAUUGUGCUAGGCAAUUCGGCGGUUUUGUUCGUGAUGUUCAUCAACAAGAAUCGCAAAUCGCGCAUGAACUACUUCAUCAAGCAGCUGGCAUUGGCAGAUCUGUGCGUUGGGCUGCUCAAUGUGCUGACUGAUAUUAUUUGGCGCAUCACCAUCUCGUGGCGUGCCGGAAAUGUGGCCUGUAAGGUCAUCCGCUUCUCGCAGGUGUGCGUCACCUAUUCCUCCACUUAUGUGCUCGUGGCCAUGAGCAUUGACAGAUACGAUGCAAUAACACAUCCCAUGAACUUUUCAAAGUCGUGGAAACGCGCUCGUCACCUGGUUGCAGGCGCUUGGGUAGUCUCCGCGCUCUUCUCCCUACCCAUCCUGGUGCUCUAUGAGGAGAAGCUCAUACAGGGCCAUCCGCAGUGCUGGAUCGAGCUGGGCUCGCCAAUGGCCUGGCAGAUUUAUAUGUGUCUGGUGUCGGCCACGCUGUUUGCUGUGCCCGCCCUGAUAAUCUCCGCCUGCUAUGCGAUUAUUGUGAAGACCAUAUGGGCCAAAGGCUCCAUCUUCGUGCCGACAGACCGUGCAGGUUUCGGUGGGGCGGCAACGCGACGCGCCAGCUCCCGGGGCAUCAUACCACGGGCCAAGGUCAAGACCGUGAAGAUGACGCUGACGAUUGUGUUUGUGUUCAUCAUCUGCUGGUCGCCGUACAUAAUAUUCGAUCUGCUGCAAGUCUUUGGCCAGAUACCGCACUCGCAGACCAACAUUGCCAUCGCCACAUUCAUUCAGAGUCUCGCACCGCUCAAUUCGGCGGCGAAUCCACUUAUCUACUGCCUGUUCUCCUCGCAGGUAUUCCGCACGCUCAGCCGCUUUCCGCCCUUCAAGUGGCUGACCUGCUGCUGCAAAUCGUAUCGCAACAACUCGCAGCAGAACCGCUGCCACACGGUGGGCCGUCGCCUGCACAACAGCUGUGAUUCCAUGCGCACCCUGACCACAUCUCUGACGGUCUCCAGACGCUCCACCAACAAGGCGAACGCCCGGGUCAUCAUCUGCGAGCGGCCCAACAAGGUAAUCACUGUGGCUGCCAUGUCGGAGGUAUGAUAGCUGGCGCACUCGACCCGCAGGCGUUCAACGCUUGCGGUCCGUGGGCCGACGUCCUUCAGCGAUGCGGAGUUCCUUUAAGUGAGGUGUACGGCCGCACCGCCCCGCCCCGCCCCCCAAUUAGCAGGCUCUACGAGGCUUAGACAAUAAGUGCGAUAGUUGUGUAUGCAUAGCGCGAGCCCAAAUCGAAUAUCGAAUACGCAGACACAUGUACAUAUAUAUACACAAAUAUAUAUAUAUAAGUAGAUGUAUGUCUAUGUGUGCUACGAAUUCAGUGCGUGUAUUUCCCAUUGCAAUUUAUCUAUUAAGUAUUUAUGCAGCUAGCUCGUAACCAUUACCGUACCGUAAUUUUAAACUCUAUUUUAACUGAAUUAAGGUUUGUGGCAUCACAAAGCGCUUGGGCGUGUUUUUUUUUUAUAAUUUAUAUGAAAAGCUCUCUCGUUUUCGCCCAAGGACAAGUGAUGUUAUUUUAUUGUAGAGCAAGUAAAUAAAACACUCCUACUCGUAUU
Drosophila arizonae is the source of this 2805-nucleotide messenger RNA. It is a transcript of the gene CCAP-R, whose product is annotated as Crustacean cardioactive peptide receptor. The record is from RefSeq and is a predicted model, not a curated record. Gene Ontology annotation, biological process: neuropeptide signaling pathway. Gene Ontology annotation, molecular function: vasopressin receptor activity; neuropeptide receptor activity. NCBI's taxonomy places the organism in Eukaryota, Metazoa, Arthropoda, Insecta, Diptera, Drosophilidae. Gene Ontology annotation, cellular component: plasma membrane.